GAGCAUCGUGUAGAAGACACGCUUACUUCUUAAACAAACUGAUGAAAAAAUGUUAUCUAACAACAGGUGAGGAGGACUGUCAGGUAAAAGCGAUCUCACUUGAACAGUUGAGAGUUUGUUGGUUCCUCUGUGUAGAAAAACUCUUUAACCCUUCCAAUUCAGUUUUCUUUCGAAAUUUCAACGUUCCUGCCAGUUAAACUCUUCCCAGAGAGGCAGCCUUCAUCCGAUUCAAACCUGAUCCUAACUGAACUCAAUUUUUUCUGAGCAGAUCAACUAAAUUCAUAUCUCCAAAUGCCUACAAAUGAAUAGGGUCAUAGUCCUUAGUAUUAUAUAAUGCAUUGCAUUCUAAAAAUAUGUUAUACCCUGAUAUGAUCACAAUGGGUCAUUCAUGUGAUUCUGGGAAUGGAAAAAUUGUGGGUGCCAGCUCCUCGAUAGAACAGAGCAGAGACAAUGGAGAUGAAGAAGUUGAUCAGCAGGUACAGGAUCAUGAAGAACAAGAACCAGAAACAUCAAGAGAUGAUGAUGGACAAGAGCAUAGCAACGGUGUUGAUGGAGAAGUGGAUAAUAAUAAAGAUGGUUGGACCGAUGGUUAUGAUUAUAAUGAAGAAGAAGAGGACAGUGCUAUGGAACAAGAGGACGAGGAGGAGGAUGAAAGUUAUAUCACUGGUAUUUCAUUAGAUGAAACAGAGCAUGGGAUUAGUGUCGCCAGUGAGGCCAUAGUCGAGAAAGACAUAAACAAUGAAGAUGAACAUGAUGUGGGUCAUUGGGCACAAGAUGAUGAUGAAAAAGAAGAUGAAGAAGACGAGCAAGACGAUAGUCGUGAAUAUAGUCCCAGCACUAGCUAUGUUAAUAUCACCAGUAGUUCAUCAAUUAGAGGUGGGCAUCCUUUGGUUCCUGAAUCUUCCACAUAUAAUGACAUGAGCAGAGGAGAUGAACAAGAAACAGAUCAACAGGGGCAAGAUCAUCAACAAGAAGAGGAUGAUGAUGAAGAAGUAGAUAGGUAUGAUGCAGAAGAAGAAGAAGAAUGUACAGUAAUUGAUAUAUUAGUGGUACUUCAUUUGAUGGUGGAAAUAAGGAUACUUGGGCUACUGAGUCACCAACAAAUAGACAUAUUAGUGCUAGUUAAUCACCUGUUAAGAUUAGGGAUACUUGCGAUACUGUGUCACCAACGAAUAGACAUCAAUAGUGGAGAUGAUCAAGAAGUAUAUGAGCAGAGAGAAGACCAUCAACAAGAAGAUGAUGAUUUGCAAGUUGAAGAAGAAAAUUAUGACGCAGAAGAUGAAGAAGAAGAAGCAGCAGGCACUCAAACAGAAGAAGAGGAUGGGCAAGAAAAUGAUAGCAAUCAAGCUUACCCCAGGAAGAGAAAUGUAGAUAUCACUGGAAGUUCAUCUGAUCAUAUUAUGAGACAGGAUUCUUUGUCUUCUGACUUCUCAAUAAGCCAAAACCUAAAUAAGGGAGAUGAACAAGAAGGCGAUCAGCGAGGAGAGGAUCUAUGUCAAGAAGAAGAAGAUGGUGCUGAAUCUAAGGGUGGAAAGGGAAAUGAUAAAGACGGAAGAGGAAAAACAAAAAAAGAGAAAGAAGAUGGUGUUUAUAGUAAAGAAGAUGAUGAUAAGGAAGGUAAGCAAGAAUAUGAUUAUACCCCUACUGAUGAUGAAGAAAAAACAGAAAAAAUUCAAAUGGAUACAAAAGAUGCUAUUGCAGAGGAUGGUGAGAAUGAAUCAGAGGGAAAGAAGUUCAGGGGGAAAACAAGAUUUGGAUUAUACAUUGAACUCAAAAAGGCAGAGAAGAUCUGAAAAAGGCUGACCAGACACAGAAUGGAGACUAAUGAACAGAUCAGACACAGAAUGUAGACUAAUAAACAGAGAGGCAGAAGAAAAUAUUUUCAGAAGAGGAUGAUGAUAAUGAUAAAAAUGAAGAUGAAGUAAUAAAUUAAAAAGCAGUCAAACGAGAUAAGCUCUAACAUAUAUUUAAGCUUAUGGAAUGUAAUAACUCGGACGACCCAAAAUGAGAAAAUAAACUUAUUGUUUAUUAAAUGCAUGAAUAGCUUAAAGAAUUGGGUUUUAAUUGGAAAUUUUAUGAGGCUAUUGUUUAGAAACACAGAUGCUUAAUAGUUAAAUUUUCCAGUUUACCAUGCAAUCUUGACCAAUGCAUGAUGGAGUACAUUGUGUGUCUCAGACAUGGUAUUAGUAUUGUUGUUGUUGAACUAUUGUAAUUUGUCCCAUAAGCUAUAUAUAUAAUAUAUAAUAAAGGUUUGUUUUGGAUGUUU
Cryptomeria japonica (Japanese cedar) is the source of this 2266-nucleotide messenger RNA. RefSeq lists its product as uncharacterized. Lineage: Eukaryota; Viridiplantae; Streptophyta; Pinopsida; Cupressales; Cupressaceae. The record is from RefSeq and is a predicted model, not a curated record. Bases 354 to 1793 code for a protein of 479 amino acids. The transcript is spliced from 2 exons.